UCGUUUCUCGGGGAAUUGACGUUAGCUGAAUUGAGAAGCUAACAGCUGCGGAGAAGUUUUCUGAAGUCGCACCGUCUAUUUGCUUUGAGUUAUGGAACUUCAGUUAAAUACUAGGUCGUGGUUUUAAUUGAACCUCCAGGUAAGUGACCCGUCUACUGUUUCUGACCUUAACAUGUUGCUUACCGGUAACCAGCAUGCUAGUUAUUUUCAGCAGCGUUAGCUGACUUGCUGUUAGCCUUAGCAGGAGACAUCUGCUACGAGCUAACCGUCUGAAACAGGUGGGACGGUCAUCUAAGGUUUUUACUUUACGAGAAAUUAUUUUCAUUUUGUUGCUAAGUAAUGUGCAUGAUAAUAAGUUCGACUACUUAAAUAUGUUAACGAAACUGUGUGUUAAAUACAUAGUGUUAAUAAAUAACUUCAUAAAAUUCUGUUAAUAUUAGUGAACCAACUGUCAUUACGGUUUGCCCUCCUCCGCGGUACAUUAGCCAAUUGCAUGGCUUACAAAAUGAUUGACAUAGCGCACGACCAAUGAUAAGCUCAUAACAAAAAUGAUGGCUCUCUCGUCUGUGUUUGACACAGGGGGCGUCUCUUUCCGGCGCAGUACGCUGGGAUGCUGAUGCUGAGGAGCCUCGUUGAUCUGUAGCAUCAUUUUGGUGUCAAUGUUUGUCGAAAUGUUGUAUUGUCUGAAGUUACAGCACUGUGUUGACUUAUGUGUGGGCGGGCUGUUGUUGUUUUUAGCGGGGCUGCAGCAGGUGGAGGCAGCCUCGGCCGCCGGUUCGGAGAUGGCCAGCCUGAACUGGAAGCCGUUCAUCUACGGAGGGAUGGCCUCGAUUGUCGCAGAAUUCGGGACGUUUCCCAUCGAUCUGACCAAAACCAGGCUGCAGGUCCAAGGUCAGUCUCAGUACACAGAGGUACGCUACAGAGGAAUGUUCCACGCUCUCUUCAGGAUCGGCAAGGAGGAGGGCAUACGAGCGCUGUACUCCGGGAUUUCUCCAGCUCUGUUGAGACAAGCAUCGUAUGGGACAAUCAAGAUAGGAACCUACAACUCUCUGAAGAGGCUGUUUGUCAGUCGCCCAGAAGAUGAGACCAUGGUGCUCAAUGUCUUCUGUGGUGUCGUGUCUGGAGUUCUGUCCUCUUCUCUGGCCAAUCCGACGGAUGUCCUGAAGAUCAGGAUGCAGGCUCAGGGCAGUCUGCUCCAAGGCAGCAUGAUGUCCAACUUCAUCAACAUCUACCAGACAGAGGGGACUAGAGGCCUCUGGAGGGGCGUCAUACCCACAGCACAGCGGGCAGCUAUCGUCGUUGGCGUUGAACUUCCCGUGUACGACAUAACGAAGAAGCACCUGCUUCGCUCUGGCGUCAUGGGAGACACCAUUCUGACACAUUUCAUAUCCAGUUUCACCUGUGGGCUGGCGGGAGCGCUGGCCUCUAACCCCGUCGAUGUGGUGAGGACUCGUAUGAUGAACCAGCGAGUCCUGUCGGGAACCCCCAUGUACAAAGGAACGCUAGAUGGAGUCAUGCAGACGUGGAAGAACGAGGGCUUCUUCGCUCUCUAUAAAGGCUUCUGGCCAAACUGGCUGCGACUCGGUCCAUGGAACAUUAUCUUCUUCAUCACGUUCGAGCAGCUGAAGAAUCUCCCGGUUUAACAGGAGAAAGGCGUGGGACUGCACCGCCAAGUGUGACGACGUGAGCACGGCACCACCUGUAUAUUCACACUUCUUUACAAAAUCAUACCGACAGUAACACACGGCAUCGGUCCCACACUCAUCUGAUCUUAUGCUGAUUUCAUCCAGUUCUCAGUUUCUACUUUGUUUUAACCGCUUCUGUUUUUGCACAGUUUGGAAGAGUUUUGCUUUAACGGUCACUCAUAUUCAGUCACCUUAGACACUCCUCAGGCAGCUAAAUGUUUGUAGCAGAACAGACAGUGUGCAGGUUCAUUUCACGGAGCUGAGGACAAAGACAGUCCCCUGUGUGGAUUAGGGUGAGUUCAAUACUCUGAGCCUUUGACUAUUUGCUCAGGAUUCCUGCACUCAUCUGUAAAGUAAUAUAUGAAGUCUGCGCUUUGCACAGUGUGUAAAAACAAAAGGAAUGCCGUUGUACAGUUUAGACAUGCAUGGCUGCUCACUUUUAACGAUAGAAGGAAUUAGACAUUUUAAGUGGAAUGUGUUGGAGUCCUGUGUAUCAUGAACAGUAUGUUUUCACACAUACUGUCGACACUGCAUGACCUGUGAACGGACAGCAACUGUUUUAUAAAGUUGAACUAGGAGGAGUAGGAUACAAAACAAAUGGGGAAAAAAAACACAAAAAGAAUGGAAGAUACC
Molecule: messenger RNA, 2318 nt
Organism: Sphaeramia orbicularis (orbiculate cardinalfish)
Lineage: Eukaryota; Metazoa; Chordata; Actinopteri; Kurtiformes; Apogonidae
Gene: slc25a14
Product: solute carrier family 25 member 14
Exons: 8
Coding region: 660-1643 (327 amino acids)
Biological process (GO): transmembrane transport
Source: RefSeq, a predicted model, not a curated record